CAAAGCCUACGCAGCAAAGGGCUGCGUGUCUGUCCUUCCUCCCUCUCCCUUGUAUGGAAUAAUAAAAUAAUAAUACUACGAACGCUAAUUUAAAUUAAAAAAGCCCAAAAACCCAGCUCUCCGCGUGAAGAAUCAGAUUUUACGGGGUGAUCACUUGUCCGGCGUAACAGGAGCUCGACGUGCGGCUCAAAGAAAUCCAAGAGGGUGCGCUCUUGCACGUUUAUACUCGGUUUUUAGAGAAUAACCAGCCAUGGACAGUCUGGGCAGUGCCAACACGACGUUCGCUUUGGAUCUCUUCCGAACCCUGAGCGACGUCGCCGGCGAGAGCAGAAACGUCUUCUUCUCACCGCUGAGCAUCUCUUCGGCUCUGGCCAUGGUCUAUCUGGGGGCGAAAGGACACACCGCCGAUCAAAUGGCAAAGGUUCUUUGUUUCAAUAAAGCCCAGAAUGUUCACUCAGACUUCCAGGCUCUCAGCGCUGACAUCAACAAACCGGCCGCCUCUUACCUCCUGAAACUCGCCAACCGUCUCUAUGGAGAAAAGACCUUAAACUUCCUCCCGGCAUUCUUAGAAUCCACACAGAAGUUCUACAGUGCAGACCUGGUGCCCUUGGAUUUCAUUGGUGCCUCAGAAGAGUCACGGAAGCAGAUUAACCAAUGGGUGGAGGAGCAGACAGAAAGUAAAAUCAAAGACCUUCUGAAACCAGGAACGGUUUCUGCUGUGACAAGGUUGGCUCUUGUGAACGCCAUCUACUUCAAAGGGAGCUGGAUGCACAAGUUUGACGGGAAGCGGACCAAAGAAAUGCCCUUUAAAAUCAGUCGAUUUAAUAGCAAACCGGUGCAGAUGAUGUUCCAGACGGACCAGUACCCGUACAGGUACAUCCCAAAAUACAGACUGCAAGUCCUUGAGAUUCCGUACCAGGAGGACGAGCUGAGCAUGUUCAUUCUGCUGCCCAGGUCAUCCAUCUUUGGCAAUGCACUCAAAAAGCUUGAGAAAGAGCUCACUCUGGAGAACAUUGACAGCUGGACAGACAGGAAAAACAUGGAAAGAGGCAUAGACAUCUGCGUUCGCCUGCCCAGAUUCAAGCUGGAGGAGGACUACGAGCUGAACACGCCCCUGGGGCGCCUGGGCAUGAGCGACGUUUUCGACGCCGGGCGGGCGGACCUGACGGGGAUGAACGGGCAGGGGGGGCUCUACCUCUCCGCCGUGGUCCACAAGGCGUUCGUGGAGGUGAACGAGGAGGGCACGGAGGCGGCGGUAGCUAGCGCAGAGUAUGUGACGUACAGCCUUUUCCAGCAGUAUAAAAAAUUCACCGCCGAUCACCCCUUCCUCUUCUUCAUCCAGCACAACCAGUCCCGCAGCAUCCUCUUCCUCGGGAGAUUCUGUUCCCCGUAAAAAAAGGAGAACCUGAGAACUUGGAUGCAGUAUUUUUUUUUCAAGGCAAGGCUGAGGAAAAAUCGUUGGUUUGAAUCUGGGCAGAACGCAUAAAUCUGUGUCCUGGAUGUGUUCGAGAUCUGAAUUGUGUUUCAGUCUUAGUAGAGUUCAUUUGCUUUAGCGCUUAAUGACGUUACCUAUAUAUGCUGACCGGUCUGGGAAUGUUAUUGCCCCAGGUCUGGUGCUGUUACUCAUAUAAAUGUUCUCCCACAGUGCUAAAUGAGUAGUAAUGGUAGCCUCACCUCCCUAGCCCUGGAGCAACUCCGUCAGAUUACAGGCGCCCUUCUGUUCACUUCCAUUCAGUUUUAUUUGUAUAGUGCUUUUAACAGAGAGUCUCACAAGUCCUUUGCAGUGGAGACUGGAGAUGCAAAAGAACACUGGGCAAAAAAAACAGGCCUGAAAAAAAACAAAAAAAAAACAGGGGCGACAUAGCUCAGGAGGUAAGACCGGUUGUCUGGCAGUCGGAGGGUUGCCGGCUCAAACCCCGCCCUGGGCGUGUCGAAGUGUCCUUGAGCAAGACACCUAACCCCCAACUGCUCUGGUGAAUGAGAGGCAUCAGUUGUAAAGCGCUUUGGAUAAAAGCGCUAUAUAAAUGCAGUCCAUUUGCCAUUUACCAUGAACCCACAAAAACAAAAUCAGCAAGUGGGAAGAAAAACACUCAAACUUUGCAAAUUUGCAGAAGGAACCUAGCUAUAGAGACUCCUGUGUGUGGCCGGGGGUAGUUAAAUUAGCUGGCAAAAUUGGCAGUCCAAGCAUAGAGUCCAGAGUAGGUCAUUGUGCAAUUCAGAGGACUGUGGUGAUGCAUGCAGUGGUGUCACUAGGGUUGGUGACACCCGGUACGGUCGACCAUUGGUGUCACCCGAUGUUGUCGACGGGGGUGGGGGGGGGGUGCUUUUGGAAGUUGUUGACGGUGGGGGGGCAAGGAAUUGCGUGUUAUGCAUUCAGACGACAAAGCGCUUCUCGACACAUUCAUACUGUUAAUUAAAUCAACCGGCAGAAAUUAGCUGUGUCCAGUCAUUUCGGUGUCACCCCCCUCCGAUGGUGCCACCCGGUCCGGUCCGCACCCCCCUAGUGACGCCUCAGGGUGCAUCUAGGCCUCCAGCCUAAAGAAGUACGUUUUGAGCCUGUGUGUAAUAGACAGAGGGUGUGUCUGAAGCCCAAAACGUGCAAAGGAAGAUUAUUCCAUAAGACAGGAGCUCUGCAAGAGAAGGCUUUGCCUCCUGUUGCAAUUUUACAUAUAUUUGGAAUUUCCAAAUAGCCUUGUGAGCGAAACAAUAUUGGGUAGUGAUGUCCAGGAUGUAUGUGCCAUUUACAACUGUGUGUCAAACAGACUAAAAGUCAAAUAUCUCCAGUGUAUUAUACUGUAUUAGCAACCCUGGAGAAACAGAAGUGUUCCAAGUGCCUUUCGCCGGGUUUAAUCAAAGCGAAUGCAGAACAAGUGUAAACCCCAUAUCAGCAAUGUGAUAUGGCGUGUGCAGCACGUGACCAGUCUGUGUUCCCAGGACCCUCUUGACUCAGUUUUUUACAAAUGUGCCGAGGAGUCAAAUUUGUACAGUCACGCAGUCUGUUGACGCCGCACGCUAAAAACAGAGCACGCGCUGAAUCUGCGGCUCGCUCCAUGCCGUGCUCCUAACAUUAGGUAAGAAAACUGCCGCUCCAAAGCCACGAAGCGUUUUCAUUUGCGCAAGCUAGUGUACUAUAGUGUACUGUUGCAAUGGUAAAAUGAGGAAAAAUGCAAUUGUUCAACACAAACCAGUUGGAUUUCGAUCACAUUAAGUGCCCUACCAUUUUCUCGCCAGCUAACUAGCUAAUUACGAAGGCAUUGGCACACUUUUGUUUUUUGUGAAUGUUUAAUUUUGUAUGUGGUUAUUCUAUAUACGUAUGUACACUUAACGCAAUGCAAAACAUGUGCUGAUGAGCCUGUCUCUGUUCUAAGUUUUAUUUUAAAUGUCUCUCCCAAGAGGGAUAUAGAUCCGGUGAGGUGUUUUGUUGAAGUGAAUUGAGCAGGCUUUGUGCAAAUGCACACUCCGUUGUUUCUGUACAAUCGCUGAAGAGCACGUGCUGCGUGUUUGGCUCGAACCGUGCUGUGCUCGUGAAAAAAACCUUUUAUAUUGAGGCUAGCCCGCAUCCUUGCUGAGUGAUGUCAUCCCAGCAAAACAGAUAUAAAAAGUUCUCGCAGUGUAGCCUCCUUGUAGUGGCAAUGUCAUAGCAUUCACAAAACAUUCCAGUAACAUUGUAAGAACAAUUUUGUGUUUUGCUGAGAUUCUGUCUGACUCCACAAGGCAAUGAGAACAUCCAAGAGGGUUCAGCUGUGGAUUGCUUUUUUUUCUUUCUUUACCAUAUACCAAUGCUGAAAGUUAAAGUUGUUUCUUCAAUCUAAAUGGGUACUGAAUAUUCAAUAUCCUUUCCUUAAUGCUGAAUUUAGUUAUUUAGUAUAAAGAAGGGAGUUGGUAAUUGACGACCAAUAAAUCAAAAUGUGCAUGGGACAUUUUGGACUGCAACAACAUUUAAUAGGUAAUUUUUGCUUUGGUGUUGCUAUUGCUACAUCUUGAUAUCAUUGGUGAGUACACACCCCAAAUGUGUUUUAUGAAGUUGUAUGUAAUUAAGGAUUGUUUACGUAAGCAUGCAUUUGCAUUGAAUAAUCCAUUAAUGUAACAGGCACUUGUACAUCCCAACACACAUACACAUAUAUGGAGGUACUUGGAUCUUGUUAUGCUUUUGCUCACUGAAUAAAAUUCUCAGUUUGACAAAAACGUUGCAGGUUUGUCCAGAACGAUGACAGUUCUUCACAGAACCGUGGCAUCAGUUGGCCGACAGCAGUUUUAGGUUUAAAAUUGAAUUUUCAUGACAGAUAAACUGCAUUAGCUGUAAAUAUGUUAAGCAUAUAACUGGCACUUGUGAGACCUAGCAUAUUGGAUAUUAUUUUUGUGAAAUGUUUGACCUUGUUAUAUGCAUGUCAUGGUCCUGUGUUCCUGUCUGUGUUUCCCUUGUUGGGCCGCCAGAUGGCGGCACUUCUGUUUUGUGUCCUGCUCCCCUCCUGUUAAUUGUAUGAUUGUUUCAAUUGUCUCGUUAUCCCAUCAUGGUUCCCACCUGUGUCUUGUUAUCCCCUCCUUCUGGUUUGAUUGUUUUUUGAGUUCACCUGUGUCUUGUUACCCCUUGUCUAUUUAAGUUCUCUGUUCCCUUGACUCGGGUGCUGGUUCCUUGCGUGUGUUCUGCCUUGUGUUUGUUACCUGACAUACAUGUACCUGCCUGCUUGUGUUUGUUUCCCGACUGUAUGUACCUGCUUGUUCCCUUGUGCUCUGCCUUCCCGUGUUCUGCCCCGCCUGUGUUUUUGAGUUCUUGUUGUUUUCUGUUUCGUUAGAUUAUUUUUUGAGUUUGUGUUUUAGCCCAUUGUGGCCUUGUCUGUUCCUUGUUUGUUCACCUUGUGUUAGUAAAGUCUUUGUUAAUUUUC
Messenger RNA from Anguilla rostrata (American eel), 4883 nucleotides. Its product is annotated as leukocyte elastase inhibitor A-like. Gene Ontology annotation, molecular function: serine-type endopeptidase inhibitor activity. NCBI's taxonomy places the organism in Eukaryota, Metazoa, Chordata, Actinopteri, Anguilliformes, Anguillidae. Gene Ontology annotation, biological process: negative regulation of endopeptidase activity. The record is from RefSeq and is a predicted model, not a curated record. Bases 251 to 1393 code for a protein of 380 amino acids. The transcript is spliced from 7 exons.